CCGGCCCGGAAUCCAUUCCGGCCUGGGAGCCGGAGCGGCCUGGCCGCCGUCUGCUCGACCCCCUGGCCGUCCGGCGGUCCGCCCUCCUGUGCGCCUGUCUGCUGGUGCGUCCGCCUGCCCGCCGGCCCAGAAUUCAGAGGCUCAGAGAAGUGAAGUAAUUGCCCCACAAUGAGAGAACAAGCCAGGAUUUGAAACCAGAUGAGGACGCUGAGGCCCAGAGAGGCCAAGUGACUUGCCUAGGGUCGCGCAGUGGGAAGACGAGGAGCAGGGGCUCCAGGCCACGACCCCUGACUCCACACCUGGUGUUUGCUGAGACCCCAGGCUGCCUCCCAGGCCCUUCUGGGACAGCCCCUGCCUUCCACCAGCCAGGACCAUGGGCAGCAACAAGAGCAAGCCCAAGGAUGCCAGCCAACGGCGCCGUAGCCUGGAGCCUGCUGAGAACGCCCAUGGUGGCGGCAGCGGGGGUGCCUUCCCCACCUCCCAGACCCCCAGCAAGCCGGCGUCUGCUGAUGGCCACCGAGGCCCCAACACGGCCUUCUCCCCUGCGGCUGCUGAGCCCAAGUUGUUCGGAGGCUUCAACUCCUCAGACACAGUCACCUCCCCGCAGAGGGCGGGGCCCCUGGCUGGUGGAGUGACCACUUUUGUGGCUCUCUAUGACUAUGAGUCACGGACAGAGACUGACUUAUCCUUCAAGAAAGGGGAGCGCCUCCAGAUUGUCAACAACACGAGGAAGGUGGAUGUCAGCCAGACCUGGUUCACAUUCAGAUGGCUGCAAAGAGAGGGAGACUGGUGGCUAGCCCACUCGCUCAGCACAGGACAGACGGGCUACAUCCCCAGCAACUAUGUGGCACCCUCCGACUCCAUCCAGGCUGAGGAGUGGUACUUCGGCAAGAUCACGAGACGGGAGUCAGAGCGGUUACUGCUCAAUGCGGAGAACCCGAGAGGGACCUUCUUGGUGCGAGAAAGUGAGACCACGAAAGGUGCCUACUGCCUCUCAGUGUCCGACUUCGACAACGCCAAGGGCCUCAAUGUGAAGCACUACAAGAUCCGCAAGCUGGACAGCGGCGGCUUCUACAUCACCUCUCGCACCCAGUUCAACAGCCUGCAGCAGCUCGUAGCCUACUACUCCAAACAUGCCGAUGGCCUGUGCCACCGACUCACCACUGUGUGCCCCACAUCCAAGCCACAGACUCAGGGCCUGGCCAAGGACGCCUGGGAGAUCCCCCGGGAGUCACUGCGGCUAGAGGUCAAGCUGGGCCAGGGCUGCUUUGGAGAGGUGUGGAUGGGGACCUGGAAUGGCACCACCAGAGUGGCCAUCAAAACCCUGAAGCCAGGCACAAUGUCUCCAGAGGCCUUCCUGCAGGAGGCCCAGGUCAUGAAGAAACUGAGGCACGAGAAGCUGGUGCAGCUGUACGCGGUGGUGUCUGAGGAGCCCAUCUACAUCGUCACGGAGUACAUGAGCAAGGGGAGUUUGCUGGACUUUCUCAAGGGAGAGACGGGCAAGUACCUGCGGUUGCCUCAACUGGUGGACAUGGCUGCUCAGAUCGCCUCAGGCAUGGCAUAUGUGGAGCGGAUGAACUACGUCCACCGGGACCUGCGUGCCGCCAACAUCCUGGUGGGCGAGAACCUCGUGUGCAAAGUGGCUGACUUCGGCCUGGCGCGGCUCAUCGAAGACAACGAGUACACAGCCCGGCAAGGUGCCAAAUUCCCCAUCAAGUGGACGGCUCCCGAAGCCGCCCUCUAUGGCCGGUUCACCAUCAAGUCAGAUGUGUGGUCCUUUGGGAUCCUGCUGACGGAGCUCACGACAAAGGGACGGGUGCCCUACCCGGGGAUGGUCAACCGCGAGGUGCUGGACCAGGUGGAGCGGGGCUACCGGAUGCCCUGCCCCCCGGAGUGCCCCGAGUCCCUGCACGACCUCAUGUGCCAGUGCUGGCGGAAGGAGCCGGAGGAGCGGCCCACUUUCGAAUACCUGCAGGCCUUCCUGGAGGACUAUUUCACGUCCACUGAGCCCCAGUACCAGCCUGGAGAGAACCUAUAGGGAGCAGGCUACAGGGCCAGACUGGCUUCUCGGCUUGGAUCUGGGGCUGGGUGGCCCCCAGCAUGGGCCCUGCCUCCCUCUGCCUGUCUGCCAUUGAUCUUCUCCGUGGGGCUGAGCUGCCAGUGAUGAGGCCUCUCCCCUUUUGUGGCAUGGAAGGGCUCGGGCCUGGGGCAGCCCUGAGGGCGGGACCCAAGCCUGGCACAGUGACUGUGUCCUGGCUCCUGCUCAGCCACAGGCCUCCUCCUUGUACCCCCUCCUGGAGCUCUGUGCGUCACGGUGGGAGGACCGGAAAGAAGGGCUGGGGCUGAAGGCUCCCCUUUCCCGGCCUCCGCCUACUUCCUGCAUCAGCUCCGUCCCACUUCCGUGCCACCCAGGUCUGUCUCCAGAGCUGGCCAGAGAGCCUUUCCAAAGAAAAGUGGUAGGCCCUUGGCCGUCAGCCUGCCUGAUACCCUGCCCCUUGCCGUCCAUUUCGGAAACACCCGUUGGCGGAGGCCGCUGGGUCCAUACCCCUCUGCCACGGCCCCCAGGCUGGGCAGGCUGAGGCCUAGACUGACUCGACGGUGGGUGGGCUGGGAACCCCCUCAAACCCUGCCCUUUUUCGAUCCAGGGGACCUUUAGAGAUAAUCAAUUCCAUGUCCCCUGUUACCCAUGGGGAAACAGAGUCUGAAGGGAAGUUGUGACUUAUCCAAUGCCACAGAGCAUUUCAGGGUUGAGGUGGGAUCAGAACCCGGUGCUCCCUCUGUCUUCCUCAGGAACCAACAAGAUUGUCCUCAGCGGCAUCAUGGACAGACUGUGGCUGCCCAAGGGACAAGGGGCCGGAGGAUAGGUUAGAGAUAGUAGAGAGCCCUGCUGCUGUUUCCCACUCAGUGGGGCUGUUUUGGGCGGGGGUGGGGGGAGAGUGGAGGUAAUGUGGGGCUGAGCUGGGAAUGAGAGGUGAAAGUGCAGGUGUGGGGUGGCAGACUUCAAUCAGAUCAUGGGUGGAUUUUGACCUUCCGGGCUAGCCGGCCAUGGAAGGGAGUGAGCUCCCAGACUCUGGAGGCAAUCAAGCAAAAAUAGAAGAUCUACGUGGAUGGGAAGCUCUGGCCCUGGCUUUAGGAGGGAACUCCGGGUUGCCCGUCCUGUUUGUCCUUUGUCAUUUCAAUGCCUGGCCCCUCCUCCCCUCUCCAAGUGACACCCCUUAACCCCUGAGCAGGGAAAGGAGUGCGUAGGCUGGGGUAAGAGAGGAUGAGGGUGUCCCCUGCCAUGCCCUGGGACCGGCUGUGCGACCUUGGCUGGACUUUGCUUCUUCUCUUGGCUGCAGCGUCAGCCUCCGUAGGUGGCCACGGCCUCUGCGCUUGCUCUGCUCCCGUCCGGACCCUGUGGCCUAGCAUCACAUUGCGAGCACAGCCCGGGGCACCGGGAGACUGUUUUGGCCCCAGCUCUGCUGUUCAGGGCGUGUGGCGGCUUUCCCUGGGCCUCAGUGUGCUCCUCUUGAAGGGGGCGGCUGACAGUUUGUGGGCAGCUUGCCAAGGGCCUCUGUGUGUAUGUGUGUGUGCACGUGUGUGUUCCUCCAUGUGUGUCCAUAUUUAACAUGUAAAAAUACCCCUUAUUCUGUCCCCCAGACACAUUGUACAUUUCACCCACAGCCCCCCCUCAUAGCAAUAACAUUCCCACUGCCAGGGAUUCUUGAGCCAGCCAGGCCCUGCCAGCAGGGAAGGAGGCCAAGCGGUGCCGGCCUAUGGAAUUUCAACUUUUCCUUUCAUACAUGUUUAUUACCCAAGUCUUCUGUCUGUCCCUGUGAAGUCUGGGCUCAUUGGCAACAGUGAGCUCUCAAAUCCCCUUCCAACUGCCCAAGGCCCUUUGUAUAAGGUGUCCUAAUACUGUCCUUUUUUAAAAACAAACAAAUAAAUAGUGUUUUGUAGAUUUCAGAUGACUAUGCAGAGGCUGGGGGGCCCCAGCUCUGGGCAGGGCCUGGGCAUCCCACAUUCCGUGGCCCAGGCUUGGGGGGAGGGGGGAAUCCAGAAUUGGUUGUAAAUACUUUGCAUAUUGUCUGAUUAAAAACA
Messenger RNA from Pteronotus mesoamericanus, 4080 nucleotides. It is a transcript of the gene SRC, whose product is annotated as SRC proto-oncogene, non-receptor tyrosine kinase. Gene Ontology annotation, biological process: protein phosphorylation; progesterone receptor signaling pathway; epidermal growth factor receptor signaling pathway. The transcript is spliced from 16 exons. Bases 374 to 2038 code for a protein of 554 amino acids. Gene Ontology annotation, molecular function: signaling receptor binding; non-membrane spanning protein tyrosine kinase activity; ATP binding. Gene Ontology annotation, cellular component: extrinsic component of cytoplasmic side of plasma membrane. NCBI's taxonomy places the organism in Eukaryota, Metazoa, Chordata, Mammalia, Chiroptera, Mormoopidae. The record is from RefSeq and is a predicted model, not a curated record.